GAGCGGAAAGGGAACUUCGGCGGAGUUGGUAAAGAGAGAGAGAGAGAACGAAAAACAGAAGUAUAAUUGUGAGAACAGAACUGUAGAAUUUUGAAAGCGACUUUUGGCCGCAAAGAGGAGGAGACGAGGUUCCAAAGCUCUCUCCCUAAUGAUCUCUCUCUCUUUAUCUUUCAAUUUCGUUCACUAACGGAUUCGGACCAUCGGAAUUUGUGAAUUUAACCAUGUCUUGGUUUUUCAAGUCUUUCCAAGCGACCGAUGAUGAUAUCUCUACGCAAUCGCAGUUUAACGGUUCGUCGUCGUCAUCGGAAUGCGUUCGUUUCACCACUGCUGAUGAUCCUUCUUUUGAAGACGAUUUCUCCGCCCUCGGUGAGACGCUGAGCCGUCAGCUACGCGGCUUCGCUAACUUUCUCGCUCCACAACCGUCGUCGACGCCGACGCCGACGCCGACGGUCGUUUCUCCCGCUGAUUCUUCCUAUUUGAGUUCGAAUUCUUCAUCGCCGUCUCAAACGCUUCAGGGAAUUCGCAAUGAUCUCGCAGAGAUUGGCGGUGGCUUGAGGAACGGCUUCUCGAUGCUCUCUGUUAAUGGCAAUAAGGCUGUUGGACAGAUUUCCAGGUUUGCCUCUAACUUGCUGCCGUUUCGGAAACGUUCUGCCGAUUAUGAAGAAGACGACGAAUUGGAAGACGAGGCUAUUGAUGAUACACCGGGAAUCACGAAUGAGGUUCUAAAUUUUGUGAACGAUAUUUCUUCGCGGCCGGAGUACUGGAAGGAUUUUCCUUUGGCGCUUGAUGAAGCAGAUUUUAAAAUGUCUGAUGUUCAAAGAAUGCACAUUUCAACUGUUGAGCAAUUGGUUCCAAGUAUAACAGCUCUUAAAAUAAAGCUUCAGAGUUUCAUGAGCAAUGGAAUAUUCUGGAUGAUUUAUUUUAUACUCUUGCUUCCAAGAUUCGACCCACCUGAUUUUGAGCUUCUCGCAACAUCUGAAAUUGUCGAAGCAAGAAACAUACUUCUGGAUAAAUUCCAAAGGAAAGAGAAACAACAAGUGAAUUCUGAGGACAGUUGUGAUAACAAUUUGGUUUGUGGCACCCAACAAAAGGAGGAAAAUAUGGUAUCCGAGGAAAAGCCGAAUUCCGCUCAAACCGUUGAAGGAUUGGAAACAGAGGAUGGAGUGGGAGGGAAUACCAAUCAACAAUUGGCAAAGGCAGAUUCAGAAAUUUAUAAAGCUGCCAAAGAAAGGGUUAUUAGGGUUGAAGAUGUCUCAUUCAGUGAUAUAGAAGAAGAGGAUGGUGAGAGAAGCCACUCACGAAGAAUUUCUUCAUCGACCGAAUCUAGUGAUUGGGUUCAGCUGCAUGAAAGUCAAGACUCAAAAGAAGGUGGGGAUUCAAGUGAUUGGUUUGAUGUGGAUGAAUUUGAUUAAAAGAUGGACAUGAUCAAUAGGAGAUCUUCAUAUUUCCCCGAACUUGCUUUUCUUUGCGGUAGAGUGCCACAAGGCUUUUGAUAGUUUAGGUCUUUAUUUAUUUUUUUAUUUGACUUCUUUCAUAGGAUAAAUUUUGUGCAUACAUUUUCUUUCUUCACAAGGUAUUUAGGUUUUAGUUGAAUUUAAUGCAUUGUUAUUAUUCAUUCUGUCAA
This is a messenger RNA of Cucumis melo (muskmelon), 1624 nucleotides long. RefSeq lists its product as uncharacterized. The record is from RefSeq and is a predicted model, not a curated record. The coding region runs from base 222 to 1412 and encodes 396 amino acids. NCBI's taxonomy places the organism in Eukaryota, Viridiplantae, Streptophyta, Magnoliopsida, Cucurbitales, Cucurbitaceae. The transcript has 3 exons.